Molecule: messenger RNA, 579 nt
Organism: Trypanosoma brucei brucei TREU927
Lineage: Eukaryota; Euglenozoa; Kinetoplastea; Trypanosomatida; Trypanosomatidae
Exons: 1
Coding region: 1-579 (192 amino acids)
Source: RefSeq, a predicted model, not a curated record
AUGUCUACGUGUUUCUGCAUUGCUCUGUAUAUAUUUAUAUAUACGUAUGUGCAGAUGUUGCUCCUGUUCUUUACUGUGUUCUGUUUCUCCUUCACUGCGUUGGCGCUUUCCUUCAAAUUUCUUUAUAUAAUUUACUUUUUUUUUGUCGGCACAUCCUCCUUUCGAUCAGUUUGGGCUUAUGGGAUGGACCCUGCCGAUCCCACGGCGUCUGAAUGUGACAAAAUCAGUAGCAUCGUGUCGAGGUUAGAAAUGAAUGAGAAGCGUCAACAUGAACUGAUGCUCCAAAUCAGCGCAUGCGAAGCCCGCAUUAGGGCUAUUGAAGCUCAUAUGUCUAGGAAUUCCGAUGAGGUGCCGAAAAAAUCAUUAGAUUCACAAGUUAAUGAUCGCAUGAAAACCGAUGAUAGAAAGCAGGCGGUGGCUGUAACGGAGGAAAGGAUAUGCGAUUACUGUCUUAUUUUCACGCAGUGUUGGUCAUGCCCGGCUUGUGGACGUGAGUGGUACUGCAGUAGCCGAUGCCAGCGCUUAAGGACUUACCUUCAUGGGCCAUUUUGUGGUUGUCAGAGACCUGCGGUUGCAUAG